Salvelinus sp. IW2-2015 is the source of this 954-nucleotide messenger RNA. RefSeq names its product furin-like. NCBI's taxonomy places the organism in Eukaryota, Metazoa, Chordata, Actinopteri, Salmoniformes, Salmonidae. The coding region runs from base 142 to 945 and encodes 267 amino acids. Gene Ontology annotation, biological process: protein processing. Gene Ontology annotation, molecular function: serine-type endopeptidase activity. The transcript has 5 exons. Gene Ontology annotation, cellular component: Golgi membrane; trans-Golgi network. The record is from RefSeq and is a predicted model, not a curated record.
GUUCCUCGACAGCUACAAAGAGGGGCCAUGGAGAGACUGCGAGGGGAGGAGCCUGAGUCCUAAUAGAUAAAAAGAACAGGAGAGUUGUGAGAGGGCAGACGUUUCCACUGGUAUGGGUUUGGAGUUCUGGAUGCAGGGCUGAUGGUGCAGCAGGCCUUACAGUUCCAGGCUGUCGCCCCUCACAGGAAGUGCACACAGGAAGUCACUCUUGACCCCAUCAGGAUCCUGCCCUCUGGAGGAGAGGUCAGUGUGAACAUCCAAUCAGCAGACUGCUUGGGGACAGACGCUGAGGUCAACACGCUGGAGCAUGUACAGGUGAAGGUGAGUCUCAGCAGUGUGUGUCGUGGUGACCUCUCCAUAGCCCUAGUGUCCCCGGCGGGCACAGUGUCUCUGCUCCUGGCCACGCGGAGCAACGAUGACUCGGCCGCCGGCCUGAGGAACUGGACCCUGAUGAGUGUACAGUCCUGGGGGGAACACCCUCACGGCGUCUGGACACUCAAGGUGACAGACAACAAGGGGACAGUGGGCCGCUGUGUGAGGGUUAGCUCAGAGGAGGCAGCGGGAGCCCUCCUCAGUGUCACUCUUYUCCUCUACGGCACCUACAACCCACACAGGAGCCUGCACGGUACGAGGCAUCUGUGUGUGUGUUUGUGUAUGUGUGUGCGUCACUGUCUGUCUGUCCGUCCGUCUCUCCAUUUUUCUGUUCGUUCUUUCUUCCGUCCGUCUGUCUACUCUCUAUAUCACCCAUCAGGAAAGUCUCCCUCUCCUCGUACCAACUGUGAGUCCACUCCCAUUUCCCCACUGCUGUACACUAACUGUAGUGAAGUCAGUUCGACAGUAUGUCUCUAUCCCUCUUAUUCGUCUCUUCAACCUCUCCCCUCCUCUCCCCUCCUCCCCUCUGUGAUAACUGCAGUCAUUUCUCUUGGCAGCGGCGGCAGGUGGUGACCAGGGGAA